This is a messenger RNA of Strongylus vulgaris, 505 nucleotides long. Lineage: Eukaryota; Metazoa; Nematoda; Chromadorea; Rhabditida; Strongylidae. The record is from the annotation of a GenBank genome assembly.
ACAACUGCAGCGCGCUCUACAUAUUCCGACUAUGAAUUCCUAGUCGAGAUUUCAGGCCAUUGAUCAUCGUUUUGCCACUGUAAUACAAGGAUUCUUCUCGUUGAUAGGUGGCCUCGUUAUCUCAUUCUACUAUGGAUGGAAUGUUGCUCUCUGUAGCGUGAUGACUGGCCUAAUGCUAGCAAUCGCUCAAACUUCCCUCGAAAAGUAUCUCAAAAUCAAAGGAUAUGAGGAUAUUGACUCAACCGCAAGAGCUGACAGAAUUAUCAACGAAUCGAUCUCAAACACAAGAACAAUCCAGGCAUUAUGCAAAGAGGAUUAUAUGUUCAGAACAUAUUGUGCCGCCUUGAAAGAAGCUCAUAAAAGAGCUUUGACUAGGGGUCUUUGGCAAUCACUUAACUUUGGUAUGGCAAACAGUUUCUUCACUGUGAAUUUCGCUAUAUCUUAUACCUAUGGACUGUGGUUAAUCACGAGUGGAUGGAGUACUCCUUUCCAAGUCUUUGAGUAA